AUGAUAAAGCUUGGCAACAUUACCAAAGCGUUAAAUGGUCUGGGCACAAUAUGGUUACGCUGCCCACUCGCUGUAGCCAAAGCGGUUACGAAGAAUAGAAGAAUAAGAAUAGGAUGGACUAUGGCUCGGGUGGAGCUGUUACCAGCAAGACCUACACAAUGUUAUCGAUGUUUAGAAAAUGGACACGUCAGGAGCCAGUGCCAAAACGAGCAAGAUAGGGGAGCAACCUGCUAUAGGUGUGGACAGGGUGGACACGUGGCGAAGGACUGCCUUGCGCAGGUCCACUGCAUGAUAUGCUCGGAUAGGAAUCUCAGAGCGGACCAUAGAAUGGGGGGCCCGGCAUGCAAGCCUCCUCCAUUGAAGAAGAGAGACAACAGAGUAAGUAAAAACAGGGGAAACAUACAAUCUCAAAACUACUUGGAGAAGGAAAAAAAUUCAACAAAUAUGGAAUUGGAAGCUACAAGAGAAGAAAACCCUGUAAAUAUCAGGGAGCUAAGAGAGGAAAGAGAAACUAGUGUAGUUAGACAUAUGGCUGAAUGUAGUGUCAACGAGAGGCUGGACACGGAAAAAACCACACAGGAGGAAUCAAUGGAAAUGGAUACGGAGAUGGAUAUCGGUGGAGUUAUGGAUAACGGACACCCAAAAACCCACAACAACAACAACAAUGGAAGAAGAAUGGCCAAAAAUGGGUCACGACUGGAUAAAUGA
Messenger RNA from Trachymyrmex cornetzi, 708 nucleotides. RefSeq lists its product as uncharacterized. The record is from RefSeq and is a predicted model, not a curated record. The transcript has a single exon. Gene Ontology annotation, molecular function: nucleic acid binding; zinc ion binding. The coding region runs from base 1 to 708 and encodes 235 amino acids. NCBI's taxonomy places the organism in Eukaryota, Metazoa, Arthropoda, Insecta, Hymenoptera, Formicidae.